This is a messenger RNA of Drosophila ficusphila, 1802 nucleotides long. RefSeq names its product NADH-quinone oxidoreductase subunit D (gene ND-49L). The record is from RefSeq and is a predicted model, not a curated record. Gene Ontology annotation, molecular function: NADH dehydrogenase (ubiquinone) activity; NAD binding; quinone binding. Bases 113 to 1690 code for a protein of 525 amino acids. The transcript has 2 exons. Gene Ontology annotation, biological process: mitochondrial electron transport, NADH to ubiquinone. Lineage: Eukaryota; Metazoa; Arthropoda; Insecta; Diptera; Drosophilidae.
AGCAGUCUCUGAAUAAAAAAUCCGAGAAAAAUCAGAAUCGCAGCUUAGAUUUUUAAUUUUUCCAACAACUUACAUAAAUAAAACUUGUUAUUUAUUUACAAAACCAAUAACAAUGUCUGGCGGACUACAAGGAAUUCGUAAGCUGGCCGACAAGCUCUUCACUCCCAACGAAAUUCGUCGUUUUCAGGCGUACAAAAAUCGCUUUAGUGAGAAAUAUCUGAGCGUGGAGGGCUUGAAGACCAGCUUUAAGAAUCCAAAAUUCGGAAAGCUUUUCUACCAUCGCAUGUUUUCCUCUCACAAAGAUGAGUGUGAGUGCCCCGAAGAGCCGAGAGCUAAGCCGGAGUGCGAUCCCAGUUGGGAUGAAAUAUACCCUCGGGGACCUCCUUACGAACCCCGUGAUUCCCAUUUCUGGUAUCCGGAUCCGGAAUACUUGAUAAAACAGGAAAAUGUGGUAUUUUAUCCCGCCGGCGACGAGUGGAAACGCCGUCCGAAUUUCACGGGAAAAAUAGUUCCGCCACAUCGCAAUUUUCGGACCAAGUUCAUCAACUUUGGACCCGCCCAUCCGGCGGCCCAUGGAGUACUACGCAUGAUCCUCGAGCUGGAUAAUGAAACGGUGCUGAAUGCCGAUCCCCACAUUGGAUUACUCCAUCGAGGAACCGAGAAGCUGAUCGAAUACAAGACAUAUACGCAGGCAUUGCCAUACUUCGAUCGAUUGGAUUAUGUUUCCUGCAUGGCCAACGAAUUGGCCUACGCUUUGGCAGUGGAAAAGUUGCUGAAUGUGGAGGUUCCUCGCAGGGCCAAGUUCAUAAGGACCAUGUUCUCGGAGAUAAUGAGGCUCACGAAUCACACAAUGGCGAUCGCUUCGUCGGUUUUGGAUUGCGGAGCCAUAACUCCGCUUUUCUGGUUGUUCGAGGAGCGCGAGAAGCUCUACGAAUUUUCGGAACGGGCUUCGGGAGCUCGUCUGCAUGCCGCCUACAUCCGGCCGGGGGGCGUGGCGUCGGAUAUACCCCUGGGCUUCCUCGAUGAUCUAUACCAGUUUAUCAACCAGUUCGGCGAUCGCUUGGAUGAAGUCGAGGACGUCGUCACCGAUAAUCGCAUCUGGCGAAUGCGUAACAUUGGCAUUGGCACGAUAUCCGCUCACGAUGCCCUGAAUUACGGAUGCACUGGACCCGUUCUGAGGGCCACUGGCAUCAAGUGGGAUCUGCGCAAGCAGCAGCCCUACGAUGCCUACGACGAGAUGGAAUUCGAUGUGGCGGUGGGCGCGAAUGGCGAUUGCUACGAUCGCUACUUGGUGCGAAUGCAGGAGAUGCGCCAGUCGGUGAAUAUCAUCAAGCAGUGCAUCGAUUGCAUGCCACCGGGUGAGAUCAAGGUGGACGACCUGAAGAUAUGUCCUCCUCCACGUCGCAAGAUGAAGCAGGGCAUGGAGGAUCUGAUCCACCACUUCAAGCAUUUCUCGCAGGGCUUCUAUGUUCCUCCCGGAGCAACUUAUACCGCCGUGGAAGCUCCCAAAGGGGAAUUCGGAGUGUAUCUAAUUUCCGAUGGUUCAACGCGUCCUUAUCGCUGCAAGAUUCGUCCAUCAUCCUAUAUCCACCUCGCCCUCAUGGCCAAAAUAGCACCUGGACACUUUCUGGCCGAUGUGGUGGCCAUAAUUGGAUCACUGGAUAUCGUAUUCGGCGAAAUCGAUCGUUAGUUUUCCACAUAGAUAAUUUGUAUUGCAAGCAAUUGUAUGAGUUUCCACAUUAAAGGAGGGGAACAAACAAAAAUAAUAUUGGUUAUGUAUAAUAUAUGCAAUAAUAAUAGCA